Cotesia glomerata is the source of this 815-nucleotide messenger RNA. RefSeq names its product integrin alpha-PS4-like. Gene Ontology annotation, biological process: integrin-mediated signaling pathway; cell-matrix adhesion; cell-cell adhesion. The transcript is spliced from 3 exons. The coding region runs from base 93 to 815 and encodes 240 amino acids. Lineage: Eukaryota; Metazoa; Arthropoda; Insecta; Hymenoptera; Braconidae. Gene Ontology annotation, cellular component: external side of plasma membrane; integrin complex. Gene Ontology annotation, molecular function: integrin binding. The record is from RefSeq and is a predicted model, not a curated record.
GAAAACCACAUCCUUAGUUUACAGACUAGUCAUUCAACGUCGACACUUCUCAGCAUGAAUUCUAAUCCUAAUUGUACCAAAGAAUUAUAACAAUGUUCUGUAAAAACCUACUGCCAGUUUUUAAGUUAUUAAUUAUAUUUAUUUAUUUAUUUUUAAGUAGUGAUGGGUAUAAUUUAAAUGUCGAUGAAGCUAUAGUCUUCAAAGACCCAUUCAAACGUCCCAGAGAUCGGGGGAGUUAUUUCGGGUACUCUGUUGCGUUGUACAGUGAUGAGUUUUAUCAAAAUCCAGCGGUGAUUGUUGGAGCUCCCCGAGCUAAUGUUAGUGCAAUGUAUGUCAAUGAGCCUGGAAGUGUUUUUAAGUGUACUUUUGAUGGACGAUGUCGAGAAUGGAUAGUAGAAGAUAGUAAGAAUGGCAGAUUAGGUGGAAUGUAUGGUAGCCAGAUUAGAGAUUUUUCAUGGCUGGGUGCUACUAUUUCCGUAGAAAAUCACAUACAUCCUAGAGUUGUGGUAUGUGCUCCCAGAUGGAAAAUAAAACUAUCAACAGAAGUCUACAUGAAUGGAUUGUGUUACUACUCGAAGAUUGACACUCCAGAUAAAUUUAACCGAAGCAACGACAUCUGGAUAAAGUCUAUGACGGAUUAUCAUUUACAAACGUCAAGAGCUAAAAACGGCCAGGUAUAUUAUCACUACGGCAUGGGACAAUUGGGAAUGUCUAUGCAUGAAUUCCACACUGAUGGAAGUUGGAAUAUUAUGCUGGGAAGUCCUGGAGCUUUCAGUUGGUAUGGAACGCCUGUUUUGGUUACUGAAGAAUCUUAG